UUUCCCACACACCCCCACAUGACCCCAGGGGGUCAGUUCUGUUAGGAUCCCCCCAUUUUCUGAAGUGGGGAGUCAAACUGGGGUCUGCCUACAGCCCCUACUCACACCCACCUCUUGCCAUGGAGGGGGCUGGGCUCCAUGGCCAUGUGAACUGUGGCCUUCCUGGUAUCCUCACCCUGCCAGGGCCUCCUUUGGGCCUCUCAGUGCCUACAUGUCCCCCCAUUAUGGCCCCUGUCACUAGCCCCAUGUGCCUCGGGCUGACCUUUCCUAUAUCCCAGGGCCACGGCGAGGUCCAUUGGGGUGUAGCCAGAGUCUGCCUCAGUGGUGAGAUCAGCUCCUCGGGCUGCAAAGCAGAGCAGACACUGCAGAGAGGGCUGGGCCUGGGGACCAGGAGCCCGGGUGGGGCACGGAGACUCGGGAGGUCCAGUCACUACCCACUAUGCAGCCACAGGUCUCCUGGUUGCUGUGUGGUCUUGGACAAGAGCCUGACCUCUCUGAUGAAUGUGGCCAAUAGAAUCUCCACCUCCAGGGUCUCUGAGACACAGCACCAGCAGACUCAGCUGAGACCCUGGCCCGCCCUCGAGUCCCCACGAAGCCCCCAGCCGGGCUGGGACGCACCCACUCAAGCAAGAAGCGGACGGUCUCGAUCUCUCCAAAGGCGGAGGCCCAGAUGAGGGGGGUGAAGCCUCGCUCGUCCGGCUUGUUGAUGAGGGUGGAGAUGGAAGACACAUUCAAGGACACAAAGACAGAAGUCCCAUCUUGGGCCUGACAUUCCACCAUUUUUGCAUCCCAGAAGCAGGAGUCCAGGGUUUUUCCCAGACGGAGCCAAUGGGCUCCACCUUCGGACAGACGGCGUCCCCGUCCAUAACAAUGUCUCCUGUUUGGUCCUGGGGGCUCAGGAGUAUGUGCAGGGAUUUGGUAGCAGCAGAGGGGUACAAGAAGGGAGUUUAUACGGCCCGAAGUGGGCAGUGUGUGGAGUAUUCCCCCAAUUUGCCCCCGGAAAAGGGGUUCGGUAAAGGAGGGCGCCCUUCCCACUCCCCCGCCUGAGCGUCCCUCCUGGAGCUUCAAGGGGUUUCCGGCCCCUCUUCACCCACCUGCCGAUUGCCUCUUUCCCCAGUCUCUAACUCACGGCCCUUCUCCUGUCUGGGUAGACUAAAUAUCGAGGCGGGCAGGCCAAUGAGUAUCGGAACUGGAGAAAUGCGGUGCCCCAGUUUCCCAGGGAUGGUUUAGGCAGCUGUUUCCACCACCAGACUUCCGGUUCCUGUUCUCGGAAUAGGGCCGCAGCCACUAUGGAGGAACCGGAGAUGCAGCUCAAGGGGAAGAAAGUAACAGACAAGUUCACUGAGAGUGUCUACGUCCUGGCCAACGAGCCAUCCGUGGCCCUGUACCGGCUGCAGGAGCACGUGCGCCGCUCUCUGCCCGAGCUGGCCCAGCAUAAGCGCCGUGAAGAACCUUGUCGACAGCAGCGUCUACUUCCGCAGCGUGGAGGGCCUCCUCAAACAGGCCAUCAGCAUCCGAGACCACAUGAACGCCACAGCCCAGGGCCACAGCCCCGAGGAGUCGCCCCCGUCCUCCUCAGCCUGAUCCCGGAAGAGACUUGGAGGUGCUUUGGCCCCUCUGACUCAGCCCGACCAAAGCUUGGACCCUUGGACACAGCCUUGUGGGACUUGGCAGGGACAGAAGACCAAGUCCUGGCCCGGGGAAUCGAACACCCCAGCCCCCGGACUCCCGCUGUCCUGUCACAGUGCCUGCUCCAGGUGGCCACUGUGCUCAUAUCCAUCACUGUAGAUUCAGCACGCACAGCCACCUCCCCCCAGCAGUUCCGGUCACGGUCACGCCAACAUCUGGAGAAGGGGCCGCCAGACCAAGGACACUCCACCCAGCCUGGGACAAUGGGGAGGAAGAAAAUUCAGAUCUCACGCAUUCUGGACCAAAGGAAUCGGCAGGUGACAUUUACCAAGCGGAAGUUUGGGCUGAUGAAGAAGGCCUAUGAACUAAGUGUACUCUGCGACUGUGAGAUCGCCCUCAUCAUCUUCAAUAGCGCCAACCGCCUCUUCCAGUACGCCAGCACGGACAUGGACCGUGUGCUACUGAAGUACACAGAGUACAGUGAGCCCCAUGAGAGCCGCACCAACACCGACAUCCUCGAGACACUGAAGCGGAGGGGCGUGGGCCUUGAUGGACAAGAGCUGGAGCCAGAGGAGGGGAUUGAAGGGCCAGGAGAGAAGCUGCGGAGGCUGGCAGGUGAUGGGGGUGACCCAGCCUUGCCCCGACCCCGGCUCUAUCCAGCAGCUCCCACUAUGCCCAGCCCUGACAUGGCAUAUGGGGCCCUGCCCCCACCAGGCUGCGACCCCAGUGGGCUUGGGGAGGCCCUGCCUGCCCAGAGCCGCCCAUCCCCCUUCCGUCCAGGAGUCCCCAAAGCUGGCCCCCCAGGCCUGGCGCACCCUCUCUUCUCAGCAAGCCACCUCGGCAGCAAGACACCACCGCCCCUGUACCUGACAGUGGAUGGGAGGAGGCCAGACCUGCCUGGUGGCCUCGCUGGGGCCCGAGGGGGACUGAGCACCUCAAGAGGCCUCUAUGGUAGCCUGCAGAGUCCGUGCUCCACUGCCACCCCGGGACCCCCACUAGGGAGCUUCCCCUUCCUCCCUGCAGGUCCCCCAGAAUAUGGCCUGGGAGACCCCCCUCCACCCCCAGGCUUGCUGCAGCCCCCCACCCUGGCCCCCUGGCAGCCCUCCAGGGGUGAUGGGUCCCCGGCCACCCCCGCCCAGCCCAGUGGGGGCCGCAGCCUGGGCGAGGAAGGCCCCCCAGCCCGCGGCGCCUCCUCGCCCACCCCACCAGUCAGCAUCAAGUCCGAGCGCCUCUCGCCGGCCCCUGGAGGCCCCGGCGACUUUCCAAAGGCCUUCCCCUACCCCUUGCUCCUGGCCCGGCCCCUGGCAGACCCCCUACGGCCUGGGCCCCCGCUGCGCCGGCUGCCCACUACCGAUGGCUGGCCCCGGUAGUAGGCCCGGGGGUGGCACCGAUUCUGCCCCUCACACCAGGCGGGGUGAGGGCACAUGGGGUCCCAACCUUCCUCCCUGCGUCCU
This is a messenger RNA of Balaenoptera ricei (Rice's whale), 3083 nucleotides long. RefSeq names its product BLOC-1-related complex subunit 8. The record is from RefSeq and is a predicted model, not a curated record. Gene Ontology annotation, molecular function: RNA polymerase II cis-regulatory region sequence-specific DNA binding; protein dimerization activity; DNA-binding transcription factor activity, RNA polymerase II-specific. Gene Ontology annotation, biological process: positive regulation of transcription by RNA polymerase II. The coding region runs from base 1290 to 2999 and encodes 569 amino acids. Lineage: Eukaryota; Metazoa; Chordata; Mammalia; Artiodactyla; Balaenopteridae. Gene Ontology annotation, cellular component: BORC complex. The transcript is spliced from 18 exons.